Molecule: messenger RNA, 3654 nt
Organism: Stylonychia lemnae
Lineage: Eukaryota; Ciliophora; Spirotrichea; Sporadotrichida; Oxytrichidae
Source: the annotation of a GenBank genome assembly
AUGAAAAAAGUAGAAGAAUAGUAGAAGCUAAUGGGCCCCUAGUUUGAAUCCAAAGAUAUGAACACCUCAUUCAAUAGUCCAUCAAAUGAGUUGCAAGAAGAUACCACUGUCGUUACUCGAUAACGGCCAAAAAUGGUACAAUAUGAGUUUGAAGUCAAUAAAGAACUCGAUAAGAAGGAUAAGCGGUUUAAAAGUAACAUGAUCUCCACCUGCAAAUACACCUGGUGGAACUUUGUCCCCAAAAACCUUUUUAUCUAGUUUACCAAGCUAGCGAACGCUUACUUUCUCUUGAUUCUAAUUUUGCAAGUUAUAAAACCGGUUAGUAUCACUAAUGGAACUCCUGCAAUUUUGCUGCCGUUAUCAAUUGUCGUUGCAAUGAGUGCAAUAAAAGACAUCAUUGAGGAUUUGAAAAGAUAUAGGUCGGAUUAAGCUGAGAACAAAAAGAAGUGUUUGGGUAGAGACUGGUAAACAGGAAAAUUUGUAUAAGUAGAGUGGGAGUAAUUAAAGGUUGGAUAAAUAGUCAAAGUACUCAUCGAUGAAUCAUUCCCUGCAGAUAUAUUACUUCUAAAUUCCUCACUUAAUGGAGGAAUAGCAUAUGUAGAGACAAAGAACUUAGAUGGCGAAACUAAUCUUAAACAUAAGACAUCAGUGAAGGAAAUAGUAGCUGUGGUUAAGGAUGAGGCUGAGGCACUAGCAAUGGACGGGGAAGUUUAGUGUGAGACUCCCAAUGACAAGAUUUAUAAGUUUGAUGGAGUUUAUAGAAGUAAGAAACUCAGAUAGGAAGUAUCUCUUUCUUCAGAUAAUUUACUACUCAGAGGAUCGAAUCUUAAGAAUACUGAAUUCAUCUAUGGAAUCGUUAUAUUUACUGGUCAUGAUACUAAAAUUAUGUUGAAUUCUACCUCUGCAAGGAACAAGUUUUCGAGAAACGAGCAAACUACGAACAUCUAAAUCCUAUUGGUAUUCUGCUUACAGCUACUUGUGUGUUUCAUAGGAUCAAUUAUAGGGACAAUGUGGGAAAAGAAUAAUCGCUUAAAAACAUAUCAAUACUUAAACAUUAAUCUUAUAUAUCAGGACAGAGAGGGAUAAAGUUGGGCUGAGUAGUUCUUUACUAGAUUUGGUACUUGGAUCCUAUUGUUUACAAAUUUCAUUCCAAUUUCUCUCACAGUCACUAUUGAAGUUGUUAGAAUGGCAUAAGGAUUUUUUAUGUCAUGGGACACUGAGAUUUAUGAUCUUGAAAAGGACAUGGCAACUAAAGUCCAGUCGAGUAACUUAAAUGAGGAACUCGGUCAAGUUCAUUACAUCUUCUCCGAUAAAACUGGUACUCUCACUUGCAAUAUUAUGGAGUUCAAGAAAUUUUCAGUGGGAGAAGUCUCUUAUGGUAUUGAUGGGCAUAAUUUGAAAGAUCACAUGGCUAAAAGAUAUCCUAAAUUUGUAGAAGACAAUAUAACCAAUGUGAAUUUCGAAGAUCCUAUGUUUUUCGAACAUUUAACGAAUAGAAGUCACCCAAACAACAGAAAUAUUAUGAACUAUUUAGAUUGUUUAGCCCUUUGCCAUACAGUAAUUAUUGAAAAGAAAGAAGGCAAAGUUUUCUAUAAUGCUUCAUCUCCAGAUGAGUUGGCCUUGGUCAACGCAGCUAAGUUCUUCGGAGUAUCAUUUGCAGGUCGUGAUGACGAUAACAAUAUGAUUGUUAAGAGAAAAGAUGGAACAGAAGAAACUUUUGAACUUCUAAAUGUUCUAGAAUUCAACUCAACAAGAAAGAGAAUGAGUGUAAUAGUUAAAGAAUCGAAUGGAUAAAUUAAACUUAUUUGCAAGGGUGCGGAUUCAAUAAUAGAGUAAAGACUGGAGAAAUCCGAGGCAAACAGCUAGAUGUUUCAAAAGACCGAUGUUCAUUUGUAGCAAUACGCUAAAAAUGGGCUUAGAACUUUGCUCAUUGCAGAAAGAAAACUUGAUCCUACUACUUAUUAAAACUGGGCUAAAGAGUACUAUGAUGCCUCGGUAUCUCUUAAGAACAGAGAUGAAAAGAUAGAUGCUUGUGCCGAGAAGAUUGAAGUAAAUUUGCAAAUCGUUGGUUCAACAGCUAUCGAGGAUUUACUCUAGGACAGAGUAGGUGACACCAUUUUCGCACUUAAAUAGGCUGGCAUCAAACUGUGGGUAUUGACUGGUGAUAAAAUUGAAACUGCCAUUAAUAUUGGAUAUAGUUGCAUGCUAUUAAACAAUGAUAUGCUCUAGCUAGUCAUAGAUGCUGGAGAUAAGAAGGAAAGUGAUUAAGUGCUAGAUAAAGCCAAAUAAGAUCUAUAAGAUAAUGCUAAAAGAUAAAAUGUAGCUAUUAUAGUUAGUGGUGGUGCUUUGAUUGAGAUUGCUGGAGUUGAUUCACUAAGAGAGAAAUUCAUCGAUAUUUGCAGUUAAGCACAAGUAGUUCUUGCUUGCAGAGUGUCGCCUAAGCAAAAAGCUGAUAUUGUGAACAUGAUUAAGGGUAGAUAUCCCAAACUGACAACCUUAGCUAUCGGAGAUGGUGCUAAUGACGUUAACAUGAUCACUGCUGCUCAUAUUGGAGUCGGAAUAAGUGGUAAAGAGGGUCAACAAGCUUCAAGAGCUGCUGAUUAUGCCAUAGGUCAGUUCAAAUUUUUAAGAAACUUACUUUUUGUCCAUGGCAGAGAAUCAUACAGAAGAAACUCUUAUCUUAUCUGUUAUAUGUUCUACAAGAAUGCCUUAUAUGUUAUGCCUUAAUUCUGGUAUGGAAUUGUCAACACUUUUUCUGGAUAAACCCUUUAUGAAUCUUGGGUAUAUCAGCUAUAUAACAUUGUGUUCACAGCUCUACCUAUUAUGUGGUAUGCUCUCUUUGACAGCGAAUUUGACCGUAAAGUAAUGCAUGAUGAUCCAUCCAAAUAUGUUGCUGGCCCUGAUUAGAGACUAUUUAACAAGAAAAUAUUCUGGAAAUGGAUGUUCUAUGCUUGCUGUAAAGCCUGCUUACUUAUGUUCCUUGUUGCAUGGACUUUUGAGAAUUCAAUGAAUUAGAAAGGAUAAACUUCUUCAUUCUGGGUCUUCGGUAUGAUCAUAUACUCUCUGGUAGUCAUUUUAGUAAAUGUCGAAAUCCUAUUCUAAACAAACAAUCACAACUACAUUAGCAUCGUUAUAUUCAUCCUGUCAAUUGGGUCGUUUUACGCUGUGUAUGCUGUUGAAAACUCUCUUGAUAUGAUCCCAGUACUAAGAGGUACUUUCUUUUUCAUUUGGAUUUCACCGUAGUACUAUCUGGUUAUCAUAUUCUAUGUAAUGUUCCAACUUUUAAUACAGAUGACAAUGAGAGAUCUUUAGCAAAUCUACUACGACUAUAAAGACAGAUUGGCAAUGAAAGCUCCAGUCGAGCACUACAAUUCUUAAAAUGUAACUUAAGUACACAAAGAUGAGCCGCAAGUUAUACAUAGAUCCUCUACUCAUAAAGGCUAUGCGUUCAGUUAGGAGAGAGGUAAUGAUCCACUUGUUGUUGAUAAACUCAUCAACCGCUAAAUAAGUAGAAUGAAUUCAGAAGGCUUCGAGAAAAAGAACUCUAUUUCAAGUAAUCAGAAAGUUAAUAAAAUCCAACCUAGUAAUAGUAUUAUCUAAUCUGUAAGAAAUAACUCGAUUCAUUAACAUGAAUAGAGCGAGCUGGAUAACUGA